UCUGUGUGUGUGUGUUUCCUCUCUCCCUUGGUUGUGAUUGUAUAGAAAGUCGAUCACCCUCACUUUGUGUCAGAGUGGAAGCCGAGUCCUGACCUGUUCAUGCUGGCCCGGCCUCUUAUGGAGAUGGCUCAAAUACUAGAGAAGAGGGAAGGGACCGGGGACGUACAGGUGCUGGAGUUGGAUGCUGCCAUUUAUGAGGAGAUGACGUUACACAGUGACAUCGAUGGUCGGUCUGUAUCCUUGUAUCCUUUCCUCCCUCUGUUUAUUACCAGUUUACCUCACUCACUCUGUCCUCCCCUCUUCCCCCUCCCACCUUUCCUCUGUCCAUACUAUCUCUCUCCCUCUCCCUCUCUAUCUCUUUUCACCUCCUCCAGCUCUCAUCCUCUUGCAUGCCAUUAGGACUGGGCGGGAGCAGAGAAAUCUCCAGAGCCAAUCAGAGAAGCCAUCAGUCCAGUCGGAGUAUCUCGCCAUCCAAUCACAGAGAACCAUUAUAUCACCUCAGAGGCUCUACGUCCAACCUGAGAAGCCUGUUGUCCAGAUUGAUAACCGAACCGUACUAUUGAAGAGUCCAACUGCCCGGAGUUGGAACUCAUCUGGCCAAUCAGAGAAGUCCCCUAUAUUGCGGCAGAGUGUCUCUGUCCAAUCACAACACAGCUCGGGGAAGGAGGAGAGGUUUUCCCAUGAAACCAAGCCCCUGAUUGAAUGUACCAAACAGCAGAAAGAUCAACUGACAGAAUGUACCAAACAGCAGAAAGAUCAACUGACAGAAUGUACCAAACAGCAGAAAGAUCAACUGACAGAAUGUACCAAACAGCAGAAAGAUCAACUGACAGAAUGUACCAAACAGCAGAAAGAUCAACUGACAGAAUGUACCAAACAGCAGAAAGAUCAACUGACAGAAUGUACCAAACAGCAGAAAGAUCAACUGACGGAAUGUACCAAACAGCAGAAAGAUCAACUGACAGAAUGUACCAAACAGCAGAAGGAUCAACUGACAGAAUGUACCAAACAGCAGAAAGAUCAACUGACAGAAUGUACCAAACAGCAGAAGGAUCAACUGACAGAAUGUACCAAACAGCAGAAGGAUCAACUGACAGAAUGUACCAAACAGCAGAAGGGACAACUGUAUGCUACAGGAGCGGGGCUAACUGACUGUUAGUUGAUGGAGAAAGAGGAACAAUGCAGAGCUGAAAUUCAGGAAGGAGUUGGAGGGGGAGA
This is a messenger RNA of Salvelinus fontinalis (brook trout), 1218 nucleotides long. Its product is annotated as probable serine/threonine-protein kinase irlF. Lineage: Eukaryota; Metazoa; Chordata; Actinopteri; Salmoniformes; Salmonidae. Bases 224 to 1159 code for a protein of 311 amino acids. The record is from RefSeq and is a predicted model, not a curated record. The transcript is spliced from 3 exons.